Hyaloscypha bicolor E is the source of this 806-nucleotide messenger RNA. RefSeq lists its product as uncharacterized. The transcript has a single exon. The coding region runs from base 427 to 738 and encodes 103 amino acids. The record is from RefSeq and is a predicted model, not a curated record. Lineage: Eukaryota; Fungi; Ascomycota; Leotiomycetes; Helotiales; Hyaloscyphaceae.
GACAGGACUUGACCUUCUAUUUAGGCAGGCCUUAACAAACUGUAUUUUCCCUACAGUCUAUUCUUCAUUGUGCCGAUCUUUGAACGUGUGAGCUAGAAAUACCACAUGUGACUAAUAACGCAAGCAAACUACUUUAUAUCAUGAAGUCGCUGUUGUGUUCGUGCCGAAUCAAAAAUCUCGUGCUAUCAUGUAGCCUUGCCCCAAGUUAGGGUUAUCUGCCGUGUUCGGCACGCCAUCCUCUCUACCCGACAACAACAAGCAAACAGGGUUUGCGAUAUUUGACAACACCAAGGAAAAUUUCUGGGACAUUUCGUGGUACGGUAUCCCAAUUAUCCCUUGCCCAACUGUCUUCUCGCCCUCUGGGGAGGGUCAGGUGGUGUUUGGACCUGCUCUGACAAUAAACAGUUCCCCCGCCAUCGCAACAAGAUGGAAAUCGGAGAUCUCGCGACUGCUCAGAUCGUCGAGCAGCCUGAGUUCACCUUGUUUCCUAGGCUGGCACCGGAGAUACGCCUCACCAUCUGGAAAUUGGCAAUCCCCGGACCUCGAGUCAUAACAAUUCAAGAACACAACGAUGCGACACCGAACUUCCGAUUACUGGCGGCAAGCUACGCAAUUCCGGCGAUGCUGCAUACCUCCCGGGAGUCGAGAGAGGUAGCACUGGGAAGCUACGAACUCGCUUUCACAAAUCACCGAAACGUCAAACCCAUGUAUCUAGACUUCUCAAAAGACAUCUAUUGAACUGGGAUCGAUUUAUCGGUGGAAAAUCGAUAUAUUGGAGAUUGACAAUCUGUAGAAUGACUAGUUUU